AUGAGAAGUCGCAUACAGACAAUCAUGACAGGAGAAGGACUUUAUCGACAACCCUUUCAUGUGCACGAAAAGAGCCGUACACGAGGCGAAAGAAGGAUCGACGCACUCAUGAGAUCCACUCAGAGGAAAAUAGCGGAUGCCCUGCAGCCUCGCCGGAGAAUCUUGCCUUGGUUGGCAUUAAACGAGGUAUUCAUGGCCGAAUUUUUUGCGUCAAGACCGAUCACUUUGACAAUCCAGGCCGACAACGAGAAAACAUUCACGAUUAGGUCAUCGGGUAUCUGUGUUUGUACGGGUUCGGGAUCUCGUUCCUGGUUCAGAACGAUGAAUUUACAGACUGCCGAAACCGUUCAAACGCUUGCCGCCUUGGCAACUGGCAAGCAACUUGAUGAGAAAGAAACCGACGAACUGUUGCAAAAGUAUCACAAUAACCUUCUCUUCCCUCCAGAAGCUUUAAAAAUGACUUAUAUGAUAUACGAGAUGUAUCGCGGUUCGCGCUGCUCAAAAUUCAUUCCAGAAAGGCAAAUGUGUCGCAGGGUCAAAGUUAAAUCUAGAGGCUUCGACGCCGGUCUCGUUCUCGAUGGAUGCGAAUCUUUACCUUUCAACGACGGUAGCACCGCAACCUUCGAGAUUCGACCUGAAUUUUCAUUAAAAAAUAUAAUUUUUUCAUAA
Messenger RNA from Nylanderia fulva, 669 nucleotides. Its product is annotated as NAD kinase 2, mitochondrial. Gene Ontology annotation, biological process: NAD+ metabolic process; NADP+ biosynthetic process. Gene Ontology annotation, cellular component: mitochondrion. The record is from RefSeq and is a predicted model, not a curated record. Gene Ontology annotation, molecular function: NAD+ kinase activity. NCBI's taxonomy places the organism in Eukaryota, Metazoa, Arthropoda, Insecta, Hymenoptera, Formicidae.